Messenger RNA from Grosmannia clavigera kw1407, 2196 nucleotides. Its product is annotated as acetylglutamate synthase. Gene Ontology annotation, molecular function: L-glutamate N-acetyltransferase activity, acting on acetyl-CoA as donor; arginine binding. The transcript has 3 exons. Gene Ontology annotation, biological process: L-arginine biosynthetic process. Bases 1 to 2196 code for a protein of 731 amino acids. Gene Ontology annotation, cellular component: mitochondrial matrix. The record is from RefSeq and is a predicted model, not a curated record. Lineage: Eukaryota; Fungi; Ascomycota; Sordariomycetes; Ophiostomatales; Ophiostomataceae.
AUGGUCUUGCGAAGUCUAGUUUGGAAACAGGUCGUUUCUGCCCAGACAUGCAAGAGAUUCAGCGCUUCCGCCGCAAGCUCAGAUGCAGCUUCGGAUGUCCCGCCAAAGAGGCCUCUCAGCAACCGGAUUGUCGCCGGCCCCGGCUCUACUGGCGGCAAGUCUAUCGAUCCAACGACGUUUUACAAGUCCAUCUCGCACAGUGAGCGGCAAAAACGGUCGCAAGAACGGGACUUUCUGGUGUCCGUACUCUCCUCGUCGCCGACAAAACGGGACGCCAAGAAAUACCUCCAGACCUUUGGUGGCGACAAUGUGUCCAAGGCGUUGAGCGUGUCGAAGAAGGCACCGCACCUCGAGCUGCAGCUCCGGCAACAAGCCCAGGCCGACAUGACAGAAGCAGACGGCUCGUACUAUGCUGCCGACAGUAUUCGCUCCGUCAGUAGCAGCCCGCGCUUUGUCCAAGGACCGGAAAGGAGAAAGGUCCUCCUGCCAGUCGCGGCCGACCGACCGCACGUGGCCAUCGUGAAGCUACAAGACCCCGACAGCCUCGACGAUGCCACUCUCGGCGAACUGGCCAAGACGUUUGUCCAGCUGCGGGCUCUGGGCCUCAUCAGCGUCAUCGUCGUCGGUCGGACUACGGCGGAUGGCCAUGCCCAGCACGGAUGGCUUGACUACGUCACCCACGAGACCCUGCGUGUUGCUGCUGCCAUCGACCAGUACGGCGAUCCGGUCACAUCGCUGGUCGACUCGUCGGUGUCUAUCGACGACAGUAUGGUGGAGACGCAGCAUCAGAAUCUCAAAGGCUCUCCCUUUGUGCCCGGACAGGUAUUCAUCGACAGAGCGGAAUCCCUGAUGCGACCGCUGCGAAAUGGAGACAUUGUCGUCAUUCCUCCUUGCGCAUACUCCACAAAGCAAUGCGAGGCUAGACCCGUGGCCGCUGACGACAUUGUCCUCGCACUGACUAAGUUCUUCUCCGGGAUCCACCCGCAGCCAGACACUGCCGCUGAUGCAAGCCAACUACACGGCAGGCAGCCGCAACCGCAAGGCACUGUGCCACGGACCGCAGCCGUCGUCGACCGGAUCAUCGUGAUCGAUCCUAUAGGUGGAACGCCAUCAAAACGCCGGCCGAACGGCGCCCAUUUGUUCCUCAACCUGGAGGAAGAGUACCAGCAGGCCAAACUGGCCCUCGACAAAAUGAGGCUGAGGGUGCCCAAGUCGACUGGCCGUGUUUCUUUGGAAGAAACAGUGUCGCCAAGAGAGGUCGCCAGCCGGCACAAGGCCAACCUGGACAUUGCCAGACAGGCCCUGGCACUUCUGCCCUCGUCUGCGUCUGCGCUGCUGACCACACCCGCCGAGGCGGCCAACCUCGUCUCACCGGAACGAGAUUCUGUCGAUGAUGCCGAUGUCUUUGGCUACGUCGGAAGCGUAGGAACCCGUCGCAGCCAAAACCCGCUCAUUCACAAUCUGCUCACCGACCGGCCUGUCUUCUCAUCGUCUCUUCCUCUGGGAAGAAUCAAGCCCAAGACCAAGAUACCCGCCAGCGGCGCCACGGGUGACAGCACGUUACCACGCAUGGCCCAGACGACGCUGGUCAAGCGUGGGAUGCCCUUGACUGUUUUUCCGGACCCGCGCAAGACUCCCUGGAAACCCCCGGUUCCUGGCGGACCCCGUCUUCGGCUCACGGACACAUGCAUCGACCUGCCGCGCUUAGUGCACCUCAUCAACGACUCGUUCGAUCGCGAACUCGACGUGGAGCACUAUCUUCGGCGCGUGGAAAACUCUCUGGCCGGCGUCAUCAUUGCCGGCGAGUACGAAGGUGGUGCCAUCCUCACGUGGGAGCGGCCAGCCGGCCUCGACGAGGAAACGGCCUUUCGAACAGGCCGGCUGGUGCCGUACCUGGACAAGUUUGCCGUCCUGAAAAAGAGCCAGGGCGCCGGCGGCGUGGCUGACAUUGUGUUCACGUCCAUGGUGCGAGACUGCCUGCCCGACGGUGUUUGCUGGCGCAGUCGCAAGGACAACCCGGUCAACCGGUGGUACUUUGAGCGGUCGCGCGGCAGCUGGAAGCUCGACGGCGUCAACUGGACCAUGUUCUGGACAAGCCCGUGGGAGACUGUGGGUGAGAGGGGCAUCUGGGACUACCAAUCCGUCUGCCGCAACAUUGAGCCAUCGUGGGCCGACAAGAAACACAUAUUGGACUAG